This is a messenger RNA of Alosa sapidissima (American shad), 1245 nucleotides long. RefSeq names its product THO complex 6 (gene thoc6). Gene Ontology annotation, cellular component: THO complex; transcription export complex. Gene Ontology annotation, molecular function: protein binding. The record is from RefSeq and is a predicted model, not a curated record. Gene Ontology annotation, biological process: mRNA export from nucleus. The transcript is spliced from 13 exons. Bases 147 to 1118 code for a protein of 323 amino acids. NCBI's taxonomy places the organism in Eukaryota, Metazoa, Chordata, Actinopteri, Clupeiformes, Clupeidae.
ACAAUUCAAAGUAGCCACUUCCGCCUGCGUAGAAUUUGGGCGACAGCGUUUGAAUAGAGUUGUUGGAUUGCCCUGAUUGCGCUAGAGGAUUUUUUAAAUAGACAAAAGUGUCCAUAAAACAAAAACAAGCAACAGUAAUCGCAGCCAUGGGGCCCAUAGAGCUUCUCCACAUGUCGGUCUUCUCCCAGAGCUUCUCUCCCUGCGGACGUUUCUUGGCAGUAGGGAACAACUACGGAGAGAUUGCUUUGUUUAGUCUAUCAGCUGCUCUCAGUCCAGAGGCCACAGACCUCAGUCAGAAACCAGUCCUCACUUUCACAGCUCAUGAGGGUCCAGUGUUUUCCCUGCUUUCCACGGAUAGCCAGCUUUUGAGUGCAGGGAAUGGCGAGAUCAGUGGCUGGAACUGGUGUGAACUCAUCAAAAGGAACACAAAAGCUGUAUGGACAAGAAGGCCUAACUACAAAACCAGUCUAGAGAUUCCUGAAAUCAAUGCUAUGGUGCUCAGUCCAAAAGACAACAGCUUGAUUGUUGGAGGAGGAGACAAUAACAUUCACAUCAUGGACCUGGAGAGUGGCAUCUUCAAGUUGGUGUUGCAGGGCCACAGUGACUACAUCCACUGCCUGACAGUGAGGGAGAGGGAGGGAGAAAUCCUGUCUGGAGGGGAGGAUGGUGCAGUGCGGAUAUGGGAUUCCAGGACAGCACAGUCAGUACACUGUAUCGAAGUUCACAAAUAUCAGGAAUGUGCCCGCCCCCAGCUUGGCAGAUGGAUCAGCUGCCUGACCACAGACUCCGACUGGAUGCUCUGCGGAGGCGGGCCGUCUCUCUCUCUCUGGCACCUGCGCUCCAUGUCUCCCACAUCAGUCUUCCCCAUUGCCGGUUGCCAACGUCAGGCCAUGUUUUACCAGGACCUAAUUUUAUCAGUCGGUGAGGGCCCUUAUCUGUACCAUUGUUUAUUGGGAGGCCAAAUCAAAGCUCAGAUUCCCUGCACCUCUCCAUCUCUGAACACCCUGGCUCUGAAUGUUCACCCCUCUGAGCCCCGGGUUAUGACGCUAGGGGGCAGCAGUGACCAUAUUGAUGUUUUCACCAACUUGUCCUACAGAGCUUUCUCCUUGUCUUUCUAAGAUCAUGUGCGUCUUUAUACCUCAGUCUUUUCUCUCAAACAUGACGCUCAGCUUUUGGAAAUUGAUUUUAAUUGUGAAUUCACCGUGACCUAUUUUUAUAUGUAAUAAAGUACUUUUGUUUUCAGAG